AGCUGCCUAGUCAAGCAGUUGUUCUCUUCUAGCUCUCUGUCUGUGUGUGUGUUUUGGUCCAGGGGAUGGUCUCAUUUAAUAGACGCUGCAAAUUUUUAUCUUAAGGGAACAGCUGUAAUCAAGAGCUUCGUAUAUAAUAUGAUGGUUCAGUAACUUGUGGAACAGAAAAUAAUUGACGUAACGGCCAAACUGGGACGGACUGGCAGAUAACAUGAACAGCACCACAGGGAGCUGUGGAAGCCCCAGCUCUGGGGUCUCAGCAGAACCUCCCAGUGACCUCUUCAGAGACCUGUGGUCAAAGCUGAAAGACUGCCAUGAUAACAAAGUGCAAGGGUUGCAAGAUAAAAUCUCCAAACUGAAGAAGGAGAGAUGUUUAGAUGCCCAAAGACUGGAGGAGUUUUUUACAAAAAACCAGCAGCUAAGAGAACACCAGAAAUCAUUGCAAGACAAUGUUAAAGUUUUAGAGGACAGGUUAAGGGCAGGAUUAUGUGAUCGAUGUGCUGUAACAGAAGACCAUAUGAGAAAGAAACAGGUGGAAUUUGAAAACAUUCGACAACAGAACCUAAAGCUCAUCACUGAACUCAUGAACGAAAGAAAUAACAUUCAAGAUGAAAACAAGAAGCUUUGCCAGCAGCUGGAGCAUUUUAGUAAAUUGAUGGAGGAGAAGUCCUGUCGGGCUGGGGAGAUUUUAGAUCAGGAGGAUGGGGUUAUCCCUGAUUCUCCUGUUAAACCGGCCUCCCUGUCUAUGGUGAGCAGACUGAGAAGGAAAAAGGAGAACAAGCAUGUUCGUUACUCUGAGAAACCCACUGCCAACUCUGAGACAUCUCCAACCAGUGAUGAGCAAGGUAAUGUUGGUCUGUUUUCAUUAAUCCAGGCUGGAAAUGGGAAGGAUAUCCUGGUGCCAGAAACGUGUGACCUAGAAUUCUCUCCAAACGCAAAAAAUCUUGGAAGUGGGUGUUUUUCUGAUGAAAAGCCAGGCUUGAAUUUAGUCACCAUUGUUGCUGAAACUCUAGGACUUGGCAUUCAUGGGGACUCUGAGUCCCAGAGUGUGCUAAACAAUUUUGUCAAAGAUGCAGCACUGAUAUCUCGUGAUAAGCAAGAUGGUGAUUCCAGAAGACAUCAAACUACUGAAUCACUGCAGUUGAAGGAAAAAAGUUCUGGAUUUACAUGUGGAUCUCUGAACAGCACAAAAAAUAGACACUGGCUAUCGCAACAGAGGACCUCUCCGGUGUUUGGAGGCCCUGUCAGUGCUCUUAAAAGUCCACCCAAAUUGGACGAAAACAGAUCGCCUUCUCUAUUUGGGCAUCUGCAAAUCGCCCCCCUCUUCAGUCGGGUCAGGUCCCAGACUGAGGACGUUGCUCGUAUUUCACCCCUUAAAACUGGAACAGCCAAUAACCAGUGUCCAAGAAAGAACAGAAAUGAACUUAGUCAAUUUGUUAAGGACAAAGAAAGAGUAUCAAACCCAGCUCAGGAGCUUGUAGAGAGCGGUGAGGGAUGUCUGUCUUCAAAGCAGACUGGGAACUGCUGGGGGAAAAGGAAGAAAAGUGAAGCAGGCCAUGCCUCUGAUAGAAACUCCACAUUUUGGCUUAAUAGUGAAGAUAAUCCACCAGACAAGCCACUGGACUUGUCAGACAGACCAGUAGGUGGUCAUUCGCAGGAGAGGAGAGAAGGAAAGGGAGCUGUUGAAGAUAGUUUAAAGCAGUCCACACUGUUUGACAUGCUAAAAGCAUCAGUAAAGGCCUCCCCUCCACCCUUCCAAGAUGAGAAUCUAAAGAAAAAAGCUGAGAUGCCUAGUUUCCAAGUACAGGCAACCCCUCGUAGGAGCAAAGUGGAUAUGGGGCAACUCAUUGGCAAUAUCAGGACACCAGAUGUCCAAGAGCCAAUCAGAAAGAAAAGCAGAGCAUUGACCAGAGACUCUGAAUCUGCUUCUGUGCUUCAGCCUAACCCUUGUGCUCUUGCAAAGAGGAGUCCCCCACCGAAAGAUGGUAAAAAUUCCAACACAAAUGAUAUGACAUGGAGCCUGGAUCCAGGGGCAGAUCUUUCCCAAUACCAAAUAGAUGUUGCUGUAACAGAUCCAAAGGAUGGGACACCCUCAAAGCCUGAUGGAGAAACUGUAGACAUGGACUGCACAUUUGUGAAUGACAGCAUGCUGUUAAACAUGAGGAAACAGAAGGCUGAAAAUACCUUUCUUGGGGUAGGGCAGAAAGCAAACGACAGCUUAGCAGAAAUCUUUGACCAAACGGCCUAUGGAGAAUAUGAGUCCUGUCCACAAGAUGACAGCGAACAGUCUGAUCAGGAAGAUGGCUCUUUAGAUGAAGAAACAGAGGCAGAUGGCUCUAUGAAUAGGUGUAAAGAAGAAACAGACGAGACAAAACAAAAAGCUUUUGUGGAACCAUAUCCAAAAAAAGAUGAAAGAAAGAAUGCCUCCUUAAACUUUCCACACGUAGAAGUGGUGCGUAAUAAAGAAGAGAGAAGGAAAAUGCAUGGGCACACAUGUAAAGAGUGUGAAAUCUAUUAUGCAGAUCUCCCUGAAGAAGAGCGUCAGAAGAAACUGUCGGCCUGCUCAAGGCACAGAUUCAGAUACAUUCCUCCCAGCACGCCUGAAAACUUCUGGGAAGUUGGAUUUCCUUCCACGCAGACCUGUGUGGACAGAGGAUAUAUAAAAGAAGAGAUGAUACCAGCUCAGCGUACAAGAAGACGGCGUCCAUACAAUGCAGUAUUUUCUCCAAAAGACAAAGAGCAGAAAACUUAAGAGAUUACUUAAAUGAUUGGACAAGGGAACAUGCACAUAAUUAUUUGAUUUCUGUCAGAGUAAGAAAAUUUUGUCAAUGUAAAACACCUAUAUAAAUAAGUGACGGGCAUUAUGCCCGGGACGGACGGACGGACACGCGCAGAGCAGCACCACUGUGCAUUUUCACGGUGCAAUACCACUAGUCCAUACCCGGGCACACAUGAGCGGCAUGCACUACACGACGGACUUCUCUUACAAUAGUGUAGAAAAAUUGAAUGGUACAGUACAGUAGUCAGUACAUACUCAAAUAUGAUUUACAUAUAUGGCCAAACGUUGUGCAUCACCUAGUAGAAUAUUAGGAUGCAGACAUAAUUUAAAAAAAAAAC
Molecule: messenger RNA, 3117 nt
Organism: Polyodon spathula (Mississippi paddlefish)
Lineage: Eukaryota; Metazoa; Chordata; Actinopteri; Acipenseriformes; Polyodontidae
Product: DNA endonuclease RBBP8-like
Exons: 19
Coding region: 212-2752 (846 amino acids)
Biological process (GO): double-strand break repair via homologous recombination; DNA double-strand break processing involved in repair via single-strand annealing
Cellular component (GO): site of double-strand break
Molecular function (GO): damaged DNA binding; single-stranded DNA binding; double-strand/single-strand DNA junction binding
Source: RefSeq, a predicted model, not a curated record